AUGGAUUCUGAGCAGGAGAUUAAACUCUUUGGGAAGUGGAGUGCCGAUGAUGUGUAUGUCAACGAUCUCAGUUUAACUGAUUUCAUAAAUAUCAAACGGAAAAACAACCCCAUAGUCCCUCAUACAGCCGGCCGCUACCAGAUCAAGAGGUUCAGAAAAGCACAAUGUCCUCUGGUAGAACGUAUGUGCUGUUCUCUUAUGAUGCAUGGGCGUAAUAAUGGCAAGAAAGUGAAGGCAAUGAACAUUCUCAAGCAUACGUUCGAAAUCAUUCAUCUGCUCUCUGGUGAGAAUCCUCUCAACGUCCUUGUCAGUGCAGUGCUGAACAGUGGGGCACGAGAAGAUUCAACACGUAUUGGUCGUGGUGGUACUGUCAGACGUCAGGCUGUGGAUGUUUCACCUCUACGUCGAGUUAACCAGGCAAUUUAUUUGUUGUGUACUGGAGCUAGAGAGGCAGCUUUUAGAAACGUGAAAACUAUUUCUGAAUGUCUAGCUGACGAGCUAUUAAACGCAGCCAAAAAGAAGGAUGAAUUAGAACGCGUUGCAAAGUCUAACCGGUAG
This is a messenger RNA of Trichobilharzia regenti, 558 nucleotides long. Lineage: Eukaryota; Metazoa; Platyhelminthes; Trematoda; Strigeidida; Schistosomatidae. The record is from the annotation of a GenBank genome assembly.